This is a messenger RNA of Anastrepha obliqua, 1196 nucleotides long. RefSeq names its product probable 28S ribosomal protein S26, mitochondrial (gene mRpS26). NCBI's taxonomy places the organism in Eukaryota, Metazoa, Arthropoda, Insecta, Diptera, Tephritidae. Gene Ontology annotation, cellular component: mitochondrial small ribosomal subunit. The transcript is spliced from 3 exons. Bases 334 to 1038 code for a protein of 234 amino acids. The record is from RefSeq and is a predicted model, not a curated record.
UAUUUUGUUAUUCCCAGCCACAUGCAUUCAAUCAGUUUUUAAUUCGUAUGUAAAGUUUUUUAAAACCAAUUUUAUGACUUAAACAACAAUUUGCGUAAAAUUAUGUACGCACUACUGUCUUUACAGCUCAUUUAGUCUCAGUCGGAUAUUGGCUUCAGGUAAAGCGAAGCGGUUAGCUGUUGUUCUACAUAAUUCGUGUGAUUGCUUCUGGGUAAUCCCGAAUAAAGUGUAUUUGGAAUACAUCUUUAAAAACUUCCUUUUACAACCAUUUGCAAUAAUUAACUAUACACGAGCUUGAAGUCCGAUUUCCAAAACAAACAAAAAAAAAAAAAAAUGUUACGUACUACAACCGGUGUUCUAUCACGGCUCUCAAUCAAUGAAUCGAAAACUACCAGCUCCGCCUUGGCGCUGGAAUUUGUACGUUGGCGCCGAAAGCCCCGUUGGUUGCCAGUAGCCAAAAGUAAAUUGUACCGUGUGCCCGAACGUAAAGAACAAAAUCCGGAGGAAAAAGCUGAAUUGAUGCGACUACAUAACAACUACAAAGUGCAAAUGCGUUCCCUACGGCAGUAUCUACGCGAAGAGGUUUUACGUUUGAAUGUAACGACCACUGCCGAUCACAUUGUACUGACACCCGAGCAGGAAGAAGCUGAGUUCCAACGCUGUCUGCUAGAGAACGAGGCGUGGAAUCAAACAAUUGCCGCUGAACGAAAUGAACGCUUGCAAAAGGAACGUGAACGUCAAGCAGUCGAGAUACGUGAGCGUUUAGAAGCGGCGCGUCUGCGUGGCGAGGAACGUUUGGAACGUGCUGAGGAAAUAGUUAGACGUGAAAAAGAACUGGCGAAGACAUUUAUUACCCGCGAUAAUCUCGAAGCCGCUAUUGAGCAGGCGCUAGCCAAUCCAGUCGAUUAUAACUUUUCCAUUGAUUUGCAAGGCAACAUUUAUCGGGGCCGUAAAACAUUGCCAGGUGGAAAAGGUGCACCAGCUGCUAGUGGUGCCCAGGAGAAUGAAUUGCGACAAACGAUUGAGGCUAGUAAUUAGACACAACAACAUUUCGAAAAGUGCUCCACAUACAUUUAAAGCUUUACAAAUUGCCUACCGUCAUUGCUUGUGAGUACACAAAAGGUCGCCAACGGAGCACAAGAUAAUAAAGUGUGAAAUGAAAAAUGUUCAAUAUAUACAUAUAAAAAGUAUGAUAA